CCGCAUUCUAGUCGAGGCUUCCAAAUUGUGAAUGUAUGUCUCUCUCUGGGAUACUGAAGCACCAAUGGUCGUAAGGGUUGUAUGAAUGCAUGACAAAGCAUCCGGAGGUCAUAUAUGCAUGACUGCUUGCACCUUCUUCACGACGCUGUGCCUAACCGUACCCUCUUGUUAACUUGUUCUCCAUCUGUCCAUCACUUUUCUCAUGCUCGUCUAAACCUCUUCCGCCUCUCCUUCUGAACCUGCCCAUCUUUCUUACUCAAAACGUGGUAAACACGUUGCAUCUGUCCAUUUCCUAGCUCCGUAUAAAGCAGUUCGCCAAGCGAGACGCCAUGCACCGAUUUCGGAAAAAGUCGGACGCAAACACCAAACGCCCCAGUGCCCUGCAGAUCGAAACAGGACAUUUGACGACCAACGACAACGUCCCAUACCACGAGUUGACCCAGCAGAGCUCCCCAUCUGGCGUAGAGGGCCUUCCAGAACUCCCCACAGCCAGUGAUUUUCGGGCGUCCUUGAUUCUCACGGAUCUGUCGCGUCGUUUCACAUUGCUGAACCACAUCGAAGAGAAGGAUACGACGUCCUACGACACACUUCGAUCAAAGUUGGCCGAACAGCGAGCUCGCGGCGCUAAGAAUCAGGUUUCUGAGGAGGAGGAAAAGAUGAUCAUUGAGAGUUUGGGAUGGCGACCGAGCGGAAAGGCAAAAGCAGAAGAAGAGUCCCUCAUCUCAGGCCCCGGGAGGUCUUCGGUGCCCGGCUCCCCUCCUAUGAACAAGCGGUACAGCAACAACUUGUUUGGCUCCGGAAGGUUUCGAGAUUACAGCUACGUGAGAAGUGUGCAAAAGCAGGGUUCAGCUUCUAGUGCCCGGGCCAGUUCUAGCACAACUGACAGUACCGCCCCCAAGCUGCAAUCGAGCUCGCACGACAGUCUGGGACCACUUACCCCGGAUAAUCCAGAAGGGAUUUCAGUGCACUCUGCACCGAUCCAUCCACCCGGGCCUUACAGCGGUCAGGCCAUUUCGGUAGCCGAGUAUCGCUUGUCCAAGGCUCUUGGUCCUUCUGUUAUGCGGCGAGCAUCACUAGCCAUCGAAGAUGCCAUUCAGUCCAUCGAAGAAGAAGCUGCAGAGGACGAGAUUGUCAUGCCUCGGACGGUCCCUGUGCCAAGGUUGCGGCGUAAAUCCCAGGAAUCGAAACCGUUCGUUAUGGGCGCUUUCGAGGGUGGAGUGGCCAUUUCGUCAGACAAGCAUGUCAGCCUCGAGCCAGACUCGCCUCGCGCGUCACCCAUCCCGACUCGUAUCAUUCCUGGAUAUAUACCUGGCAUGCCACGUCCUAUGACUCCCACCUCGACAGAGUUCGAGGAGCAGCGAUCGUACUCGACGACCCCUCGUGCUAGCUCUCCUAAUACACCUCGGAUUGUGUCGCCUUCGCCCCGGCGCCAGUCUUCAGUCCGCUCGUACUCCCCAGCUCCGAUUUUCCUGCAGCGCACCCUUAAUGGACGUUUCACCCCUGAGGAUCCGAACUCGAUGCAUCAUCUAUCGCAAACCGACAGCGAGCAGGGUCGCCACUCUCUGGGACGACAUUUCAGCCGAUGAGCGUUGCAAAACGGCCAGGUACGCCGGGAAGCAAGUCUGCGGGACACACGAGAGACGGUAGUUGGGUCAGCGAUCCUGGCACGGAUCAAUAUUCUCGAUCUCUGCGAUCGCCAGCCUUGCCUGAUUCGCCUAUGAUUGGGCCAGGGCAUAACGCGAUGCAUUCGUUCAAUUCCUCCCUCUCCACUACGUCCUCAUUUGAGUCUCCGCGACCGACGUCCGUCGUGUCUGGAAUCGACAUUGGCUCGCCUGUCAUAGCUCCCGUAGACAGCCGUCGGUCUUCCAAACAGAAUCGGCCGUCCUCUCCAUUCACGUUGACCCCCUUUCAACCGCUGAUUUUCUCGCCUGUCGCAAACUCUUCUCGGUCUUCUUUGGAGUCUGUUGGAUCCAGCUAUCACUCGUGGAACGGCGACGAUAAGGACCGAAGCACGCUCUUUUUCGCCGAUCCGGAGCCGCAACGCGGAGCAUGGCACGACAUCGCCCUGCCCAGUCAGCUCAAUUCGGACGGUUCGAACGCAGACGAUGGGGAAGCCGAAGACAUGGUGCUCAAGUAUGCCGGGCUGAAGAACAUAGAUUUUGUUGCUAUCCAAGAAAAGCUCGUUUCAGCUGCAACCAAACCUCCUGCGACGGCUGCGGAGGUCAGAACACCUUCUCUGAGAAGAGGUCGACCGUCCACUUCCCAGUCUACGUAUUCUCUCAACGGCCGCAUCGCCAGCCCGCCGCAGUCUCCGACGACGAUAUCGCCGCCUUCUGAUGGCCAGAUGGUUUAUGCGGCUGAGUCUGAGCCCGUUCAGGACGUUUCGCCGACGACUCGCCGACACCGGGAUCUCACCAAGGCUCUCUUUGGCGAUGGAGGAGAGGUCGGUGAUGAAUCUGGUGUGCCAGGCCUCGUUGUGUCUCCUUCCGCUACAUCCUUUCUGCCUCCCUCCCCUCGCGACCCCCCUUCGUCUGCGACCUGGCCUCAUCCUCUGCCACGGAGCCCGUCCACCCCGAGACUGCCGCAGACGGAGGAAGAGCACGAAGAACUGGCUAGAGAGAUACAGCGGAAAGCCGAUGCAGCGAUGAUCAUGCUGCACAAGCAGCCGUCCAACUCAAAUCUUGCAGUGCCUCCGAAAGGCUCGACGCGGAAGCGAAUAAAUCCACAUCAGAUCUCGACGCCUCAGCUGGUGUCGGCCUCGACAAGUGUGGAUACGAUUCCGCUGCCGUCCCCCUCGCUUUCGGGUGGCCAGUUCAAGAUUGGAUCGCGGCUGAAACGGCUGCGGGGGUCUUUGCGAACCAAGACGAUGCCGACGGCACAUGAUGUAACACCGUUCCCCCCAGAAUUGCAGUCGCCGCAGGCAGCACGGUACGAUCCCACCAAGUUCCGGGCGCCUGGGCCCACUGUCAUGAGUGCCACGGAAUUUGAAGGCUUCAAGGUUUCCGCCCCGCUGCCGCCUAGCCCCCCAGCAUCUGCCGGACCCGGGCUCAAAGGUUUCAUGGCCCGAUUCAGAGGAAGACAGCGUGCCAGUGACAAUCCGCUCGAUUCCCAUGCUGACCUACGCCCGAUGUAUAAAUCGGGCCCCAGUUCCGAGACGUUGUCAUCCGGUCACGUGCCCGCAGCCUCCCCGGAUGAUGGCCGUGCGGCAAUCAAACAGCUGUUCGAUGCUGCGUCCAAUUUGGGACUGGACCAGACUGCGUUGAACGAUCUGCUUGUUCGAUCCGGGUCAACGUCGUCCAGAGCGAGUGAAUGGUCUCCGCUGUCGCGUAAUGCGUCUCGAACGACCUCGAACGAACCGGCUCGCAGUCAUCGGACGCAUCCCAGCAUCGUUGCUGAGUCACCGGAGCCUGUUGUCGAAAGGAAGGCUGAAGCCGAAAGAAAGGAAUCCAAUGCAGUUGUUCGUCGCACUAUCAUUUUCCCCUCCGAAUCACGCACGUCGACGAUCGACAUCAGUGUCUUGCUCCGAAAACAUUCGUCUCGCCGGCGGAGAGCAAGUUCUGCCUCCGUGUCGAGCCGUUCGGUGCACGAUCGCGUCCCAACCCCGCCCCCGCCAAAACCGCAGCGAUUCUCCAAUGUUCCCGCUCCCCCACUACCAUCAGCCGACAAAACAGCCUCGGCCCGUGAUACCUAUUACGACAUGCAUGGAAAUGCUGCGGACGCAGCUUCUUCCCAAGGUGGCCACGGGCAAUCCGGGCCUGCGGUUGAGGUUGUUGAGUUGGCCAGUGGAGAGACCAUAUGGAAAAUCGUGAAUGGCUUACGGAACGAUGAUGACGAUCUCGAUGCCUUCAACCAUCGCGGCAGCUUCGCCUCGGACUAUUCCUUACGUGAUUCUGGAGAUGGGGUCCAGGUCUUCUUUAAGGAGCACGGCAGAAAGGGCAGCGGGUCCUCAUACUUUGGCCGGAAGAAGUCCAUCACAGCCAAGUCAGGGAGGCCAGAGACCAAGGUCUUCUACAGCUCAUCUGCUCAAAUCGGUCGUCUGAUCGAAAACAUCUCUGAAGGGAUGGAAGCGGGGUCUUUCAACUUUCUUCCCACAACACCAGGACCAGCUGCCUCCGCAAAACCGGCCAAAUUUGUACCCUCCACAGCGUCCUCGCUCGUAGAACCCGAUUGGACACUAGAAGAAACCCUGGAUCAUAUGAUUUCGUCCAACAUGCGCCGCUGACUCGAUUUCUCCCUGCUCUCGCUUUUUGCUAUCUCUGGAUUUCCACUUUACGAAGUUAAUGAGGACUAAUUAAAUACCAGUUGUAUUAUAUACAUUGAAUCAGGUUGCAGCAUACAUGUUGUCAAACCAUCGGUUCAAUGAAAGGGUAGCCAGGGUAUACAGCAGAAGCGCGUCCUGGGCAAAGGUAUAUUGCAGCAGACCCGUGCACCGCCCGAUCGCGGUGUCCUCGCGGUAGCGCCGAAAUGCAGCAACUCGGACGAUGGGCGUGUUCAUGGCAUACAACUGUCGCAGGAUAUCACCAUCAGCGCGACGGUCUAGACCGCACUCUCAACGCACGCACAUCAUAGCCUCCCGGCUCGCUCGUUCGCCUCCAUUCGUAUUUCCGACCAUCGGGGAAGAUGAAUGCGCGCGCGCUGCGGCCAGACCCAUCAGUGCACCAUUCCCACGACGGCGGACAGGCGCGGCCUACCUGGCCGUGGUCCCCCUCGAUAGCAGGCUCGGUAUCGAAAUCUGACUCUGGUCCCCGAAGAUCACCGUCCCCAGGUUGUUUCCGCGCCCGAACAGCAUCGUAGCAACAGGCAGACGGUCGUUGGAGUAUAUCUGGAUCGGUCAGCAGAGCAGGCCGCGAGCCGGACGCGCAGCGAACCGUGGUCUUAGCGCCCUGAGAUUCGAAACAAAAGUAGCGAGGGCCGGAUGUGUCUUCGCCGAUGAGGAUGGAGUCGAGAGGGUCGUCGCGGCCAGUGAAGAAGAGAUUGAACGUCGCCAUCCUGGUCUGCGUCGCACGCCUGCGCGUUGGGAAUGACUGGCUUGGAAGAGAGGUCAGAUCUUUACAUGGUUCACGCCUGGCCCAGAACUUAUGACAUGGGAAAUACUUCAUCUUCACUGAUCUUGCGAAGCAGAAGCCAGAUAUCACAGAUUCGAUUAAUGCCGGAUAGACGAUUUUCGAGACAAUGCAUGUCAUUUGUCAAAUUGACAUUUCCUGUCAAUCGAGAAUGCUUUGCGCCACCGUGAUUCUCACGUGCACGUGAAUAACUUGAUCACCCAACCGAAAUAUAAAGACCGUUUGCGCAUUUUCCUUGUCACAUGCACUGCACUGCCACCAAAGUUGCUGAGCACCACCGUUUCUUCUGCUCCUCGCGCGAUGCCCCGUUUUCGAAUCUCAAUGGCGUCUUUGGCGAAUUUGAAACGGACCUGAUCUGCGCCUAGAGACUGGUUAGUCGUGAUGGGGAUGUACAAAUAGGCUCUGUCCCACCAAUCUGGAAGGUCGGGGACUCGAUGACAAUUUUGAAAAGAUCGAAUGGCACACGGGACAGCACUUGGAGCAAUGCAUCUCGGUCUGUGUCUGGAUUUUGAGCGUAAGGACCGAAGAUGGACGGGUGAGUCAAGUCGGGGGUCGCAGAUCCGUCUGGCGUCAUACGCGUACGAUGCCAGUUCGUCCAUGCCACCCAAAGCGCGCGCACUGGCCAGGACAGCGCGGCAGUUUUUCUCGUGGAUCAAUCGCAUUGACACUAUCGUCGACUUGAGAAACGGUAAUCAUUGGAAGAAGACCCGCGAACGCACUAGAUGAGUAGAGGUAGCCUAGAGCGAUUGCGAAGCCCUAACGCCUCGAGUUAUAAGAGUUCCGUGCAGAAUUGCAGAAACGCACCUCCGGAGUCACUUCUGGUUCUCCUUCCAGUUGAACAUAUAUGACACGUUGUCCAUUGCUGCCUUGUGGGGACGUCGACAUGAGAUGGGCGAGCAACGGCGAGCGAGAUAGGAUUAUUGCGUGUAGACGCAGGUGGUCUGAUUUUAGAAUGCCGGAGUGCACACACAAGAAUAGUGUCCGCGUAGUUCUGCCGGCAUAUAAGUAUUUCGGUCAAAGACACACUUUUCCAACCAAUUGGACGCACCCCAGUCUGGAAUCCCGAAGAAUACAGAUGGUUCAGAAUCUCAGCGUCAUGGGUUUCCCUGCCACAAGUCGAAUAGUACUCGAUUGAGGUUGCGGACAAAGCCAUUCUGCCUGUCCAACUCACAGGAUGAAGCCAGAGUUGAAUUCGGCGGGUUGAUCUUGGUACGCGCUAGACGGCGAUUGGGCUCUAUUCUCCGGGAAUUCAUGUCUUUUGGUUUAUGUACAGUGGAAGGAAUGAAAAUGAAGUCACGCGUGACGCCGGGACAUUGAUGGAUGGUUCCCCAUUUGUCCAGGGCCGAUUGCCACUACUUGCACAUCUCGAGCAGUUCGUGCAGCUCAACUACUUCCCCAAAAGUGCCUACAGAUCCCAUCGACACGAAACUGGUGAAGAGAUUGUUAUCGACCAUUGCGUUCUUACCCUUGAUGGGAGGGUAUGGGGGUGGAGAUGCGUGGUAUUGUGGCUUGGGGUCAUCACCUGCGGGCAUCCCUCGUAUCUGCGAGAGUUGAUGCUAAAGCGGACGUGUUGGGAUGGGAUGAGCUUACCAUAUGAGAGCGGUCUGAUGCGAAAUUCUCUAGGAAUUCGAGACCCGGCACGAUUCUGAAGAGGCUGGAUGGCAAUGAGAUGAGGUGUUCGAGACGACAGGAGGAACGAGACAUGGCUGCUUGCUUGCCUCUGGUACUGGGGCGGGAGAUCCAUAUUGAAGGCCUACCUUGCAUGGGGCAUGGGGAGCGCAGGACGGUGUCGAAGUCAUAUAUCCAGUGCUGGCCGCUCUCCGUCCGCAACCAGAGGACGACAUGAUAGUCCCAAACGACCAUCGAUUCCGGCCGAAGUCUCUGAUGCCACAGCGCGACCUGGGAGAGAGAAUGAGCAGAUUGGGAGGUAGUCGCCAUUCUGACCGUUUGAGUCGUGUUCGAGAUGAAGAGUGCGGACACGUCGUGUUCUCGUUCGAGGAAAUUCUUGCACAGUAGAUAGAUGUUCUCUUCACAAUAAUUGGGAGUAUAGGUCGUCUCCGGGGGACCUGGCGGUGCCGGUAGGCACGCGCUUUCCAUGUGAUGACAAGAUGAAGAUAUACAACGACAGAUGUGUGACCCUUAAAUGGAAUGCAUGUUUCCUCAACCUCGAAUCCUCCAGCCGUCACCCUUGCGACUGACUUUGCCGACGCCGCCAAAGCUCUCACGAACGACGAGCCAGAGACCAGUGCUGCAGAUCACAUCCUUGAUUUCCUCGGCGGUCAGCAACAGUCCUUGACCUGGGAGCUGAUCAGAUAAGGCAUGUACCUCAAAAACAAUGGCAUACCUGGCUUCAAGGCUGCACUCAACGACCCUUGCCCGGCUUCCCGCUUCCGGACCGCCAACAACUCUACGUCUACGUCUGGCAGUGGAAACGGGACCUUGAGCAUGCCGACCACCUUCGGAUGGUGCGGUGUCGGGGACAGGGUCCCCACCUUGAUGCGCAAUCCCUCUUUCUCCUUUCGCGGAAGCUCGGUGUUUGCAUUGGAGGGACUGCGACCUGUUCGGCGGACUUUCAAAGUGCAUGUCCACGGCGUCUCUGAAUCUUCCGGAUCACUCUCGUCCCCAGAAUCUUCAGGCCGAUCGUCCUGGUUGAGCGCCAAGGACUGUCUUCGUUCACUGCUAUCACGGACCGCAUGUCCGUCCUCGGAGGCUGCAGUGGUGCUGAAGCUACUUUGCCUCGAUAUGACAUUCAGACUGAGCCGCUUCGAGGCGCUGGACCCGAUCGAGUCUUUGUUGAACGUGCUGGUCUGUUGUCUUGCCCCACUUGCUUCGCCCGCUGGAUUCUUCUCCUUGUUGACCCUCUUCUUAGGUUUUCCGCGUUUCCAUUCAAAACGGACCUCGACCUCGCUCACGAUAUCGGUCUCGUGACCGUAUUGGCCUUUGACCAUCCCUUUGGCCAUGGAUAACAGCCCUGAUCCUUCGACUUUGAGCCAUUUCCGUACAACCCAGACAUAUAGCCCAGGUCUGCCUUUCGGUGGAUGGACGGGAGCAGACAAGAUCGGUACCACGCCGAGCACAGGCGCCCUCGCGGCUUGUAUUUGUUGGGAGGAAGGCGAGUCGUCAUAGGCCAAGUCGAUCGAAGGCCGGAUAGGUGCGAUUGCAACCGGCGUAUUGGAAACAGUAACACCCGGACUGGGCGACACAGAUCUUGUGCGUGAGCGGCGAGUGGGGGUUGCUGAUCCGUCAUCCUUAUCUGAUCCUUCCUUCCGCUUGAAAAGCUUCCCGAAUAUAUGCCGCUUCUGCGCGGUGGGCGUCGGUGUGUCACUGAUUGGUCCUGGCAUCGCGGAUGAUGCCUGGGAAUGGGCACUGCUAGAGACAAGUGAUGCUUGGGAAGAGCUAGGUAGCUCAGGCGUGCUCGGUCGGCUUGAGCUUCUGUGUGCAGAGUGGCCUGGUGGAAGCAAGCCACCCGAGUUGCUCAUGAAACUUGGCUUAUGCCCAACAGUACGAGCAGAAAUGACAGAGCCUGCCCCCCGCGCACCAGCAUCACUGUAGACCUCGAUUGGUUCCAUAAUUGCCAGCUCGAGCAUCUCUAUCCCACGCUUGCUAAAACGUGCGAUCUUGGCGUCAGUGCCCGCGUCGACGAUCGUAUUUGUCAUGACGUUGUGAGCCUGAAGAUUAUAGAGGGGCACAAUCAUCCUUCGGCUGCUCGCCGUGGAAGACAGCGAGGUAGUGCUUGCAGAGGAAAGUGUCGAGGAUGCAAUGGAUCUGUUCGACGGCGAUCGCGAAAGCGAGGUGCCGGCGUCAUAGGAGCUCCUGGGUGAUGCAUCGGCAACCGAAGAAGGUUCCGACCCUCCGAGAUCGAGAGACUGACGUGACGCGCUCGUGAGACCAGAGGGUCCGCGGGUAUUCGGAGGAAUGAGUUGCACUUGAAGGUUCAGAGGAUGGUUGCUCUUAGCGGGCGGCGGUCGCACGAAUAUGAACGUCUGUGAAACUAUCGAGUCAGUGCCUAUGCCCAGAAGUAACAAAGACAGGAGAAAUGAAGUUGCCAGAGCACACGACCUCGCGAGAAUACCAGGUUCUUCUCCUUGGGAGAUUGUCGGUCGCAAUGAGAGAGCCCAAGCGUCUCUCAAUCCAAAGCAGCCGACAGAAAAAUCAGAGCCGAAAGACGUCUUGUAAGGCCUGGAGGCGCGUAGAAUGUUGCCUAUCGCGUCUACCACGGAAUUUGAUCGUCUCAACCCGCCGCAGUCAGAACAUCCGACCCACUUAUCCCGUCGAGACGAGCUUUGAGCAGAUGAAAUAGACAGAAGAGCUCACCUCGUUGGGGUUCUUGUCUUUUUUCUUCUUGAACAAGCCAGGAUCAUCCGCAUUAGCGUCGGACUUGUUUCCAGGGUCGUCGUCCUCGUCAUCUUCGUCCUGUCUGAUAGCGGGUAUUGGCGAUUUAUUAGGCGUGUGUAGUGACGAAGGAAGGAAGUUCGAUAGUGAAGAGAACAUGAAGGGUUGCUGGAUGCUGGGGAAGAAGACUAGAUGAAGGAGACGAAAGAGCAGUCAUGAUGUCAUCAGUUACAGCAGAUCCCGUUGGUAGCAAGUCACAUCUCUUGGCACUCUUCAAACAUCAAGCAUCAAGCUUAAGCACUCCAAUUACAAAUCUAUGAGACCAUAGGACGGUAAAGGAGUCGAGUAAUGUACUCCAGGAGUCAGCUACGAUACAUUCUAUGCUACUACCUGCGAUCAGCACAUGUUGUCCAGGUGCUUGAAUCACUUACUGUCUUCCACUUCGCCCCAACGUUGGAUCUGACUGUUAACUUCGACAUGUGCUGCCUGCGACGCUUGUUCGACUGUCAGAUGCCUUUUCACCAGACCCAGCGCAAUGAUAAAUGAUUUUGUGGCAUAUGUUGCCCGUUCCAUGGCUGCAAAAGUUGAGAACGGGACAUCAAAGGUCGCCUCGAUCGUUCUUGCCUGCCAUUUCCCAGGGGUCGAAGGUAGCCAGGACCUCAUCUAAUUUCGACUUGGUCUCGUCGGGCUGAGCGCUGAGGAGAACCGAAUCGAAACUAUGCAAUUCGAUCCCAAACGUCGUUUGCGCCCAGUCUACCAAAGGAUCCCAGUGAGCAGCCUGCAGAUCAACCAAUUGUGGGGGAUAGUCUUCCUUGAAGCUGCGUGUAGAAUGAGGAGCAUGAAAGGUUCCCGUGAAUGUGCUUGCCAGAUGGUGUCCGUGUCUAGAUAAUCCAACAGUGCUGUCCGAACGUCACUGCGCGUCUGCUCAUCUUUCAUGGCGUCGAUGGCUCUUGAGGCCAAUGAGGUCUGUCCCGUGGUAAGAAACUGAUCCCUUGACGGCGAAUGAAGGCAAAGAAACCAUUGGUAGCGCAUGAUGCUUCAACACAAGAUCCUGGUUGUCCCAUUCCGUCGCUAUUAGUGCAGCCACGAGUGACUUGUUCGGUGGGAGUAGUAGAGUAUUGCCCGAGGGUGUUUUAAGUGCACGCUUGUCGAGCAGCACAGCAUAUGCGUCGUCCCGUUGCCCGACCGAGACUGUCUUCCAGAAUCGUUUCAAUGUCGCCUCCGUACCUGUUCCGAGUCAGUUUGGGAUGACAAAUGGGAGAGUAAUGAGAAUUCACGGUUGGUUUCAGUGACAGGAGGUCCCUCAUUGACUGCAGUCGACUGCCACCGAAGUCCUAUCGAGCUGACGUUGAUUCUAUGGCGGGGAGAGGCGCACACCCGUCUCAGCUGAGUGAGCA
Mycena citricolor is the source of this 10792-nucleotide messenger RNA. NCBI's taxonomy places the organism in Eukaryota, Fungi, Basidiomycota, Agaricomycetes, Agaricales, Mycenaceae. The record is from the annotation of a GenBank genome assembly.